CAGAACACUAUGAGUUUUCUGAAUUCAGGGAUAAAGAGACAGCUCUUGGAUUUACUCUCUUUAUGUUGCAUUUCUGAAGUUUGCGGAAUCCAAGAUUAAGGAACUGGAAGACUUACUGUGUGAUGAGGACCCACUUCCCGGUUCAUGGACAUCAUCUUCCUGGUUCAUGGUGAAAGGGCUUUUGUUUCUACCAGUCAGAUGUCAUACAUGGCUACUGAUGGCUGUGCUCUUGUUCCCUUGCGUCAGAAGCCAAGGAAGAAAACUCAAGGUCUUUUCACGAUGAGUCGGAGGAGGAUAUCGUGUAAAGAUCUGGGACAUGCUGACUGUCAAGGGUGGCUGUUUAAGAAAAAGGAAAAGGGAACUUUCCUAAGCAACAAAUGGAAAAAGUUCUGGGUGGUGCUCAAGGGGUCGUCGCUGUACUGGUACAACAAUCAGAUGGCAGAGAAAGCAGAUGGCUUUGUCAACCUGUCUGACUUCACUGUAGAAAGAGCAUCAGAAUGCAAGAAAAAGCAUGCAUUUAAGAUCAAUCAUCCACAGAUCAAGAUGUUUUAUUUUGCAGCUGAGAAUCUGCAGGAAAUGAAUGUGUGGUUAAAUAAACUGGGAUUGGCUGUAAUUCAUCAGGAGUCCACUACAAAGGAUGAAGAAUGUUACAGUGAAAGUGAACAGGAUGAUACUGAAGUAGCUGUGGAAACACCACCCCCUCCUUACUCUUCAGCGACUUCUUCUCCUGUGGUUGCACAGCGGGCAUCUUCCUCCUCACCCAAAUUGAGUGAAGCAUCCUGUUCUUUUUCCUCACUGGAAAGUACAAUGAAGACACCUGGUAGCUUUGCUUCCUUGGGAUCUAAAGAAAGACAGUCUUGGCUCGACAUAGUUAAUAGUUCAUCUGCUGUGGGAGAUGUUGGCCACUCCCUGACUUUUGCUGUGCAGGUUCAUUCGCCUGCACCCUCAGAAGCAAACAGUUGUAAGGCCCCAGAAAACAGCUUUGUCACAGCUGAAAGUGGGCUAUUGAACUCUUUAUCUAGUGAUGACACUUCUUCACUGAGUAGCAAUCAAGACCAUCUGACUGUCCCAGACAAACCUACUGGAUCAAGGAUGAUGGAUGGAGAAGAAAUCAAAACACCUGAAGAUGAAAUGGAGAAGCUUUACAAAUCUUUAGAGCAAGCUAGUCUAUCUCCGCUGGGGGACAGAAGACCUUCAACCAAAAAGGAGUUAAGAAAGUCCUUUGUUAAGAGGUGUAAGAACCCAUCUAUAAACGAGAAACUUCACAAAAUCCGAACUUUGAAUAGCACGUUAAAGUGUAAAGAACAUGAUUUGGCCAUGAUUAACCAGUUGUUGGAUGAUCCGAAGCUGACAGCCAGGAAAUACAGAGAAUGGAAAGUCAUGAACACCCUGCUGAUCCAGGACAUCUAUCAGCAGCAGCACACCCCACCUGCCCCUGGAGGCAGCCCCCAGGAGCUCAAAGGAACCCCUCCUUCUGUCUGUGCUGACAAUUCUAUUUGAGAAAGAUCAAAAACCUCUCGCUUCUUACAUUCUAUUGCAAACAGCUGGACAGGAUGUAGCCAAGAGCUUACAUUUUUCCUUAAAAGGAAAAUUGAAGUUCUUUGAGAACCAGCUCCCCCUCUAAUGAUGCAGCUUGGGUGAAAACACUAAGCAAGUGCAGCAGAACCCCUAGUUCUACCUGUAUCUCAAUCCUUACAGUGGGAAGGAUUGACUUCCUUUGAGGAGCUGUGAUUUCAUGCUCCUCAUGCGAGCUCCAAGUGAGGCAAGGCUCCAGGUGGAUAUGAGAAAUCGAUCUUCUGUCCCUUGCUUCCAAGAGAAUGAAAACAUACCAUGGAUGCAAGAUCUGGUUUUACUAGGGUAUAAUUAUUUCUUUAUAUCACAGAAACAUUCUGUUUUCCAACAGAAGCAUGUAUAUAGUCCACCUGUUGGGCUCAGAAUUCUCCUGUGAGUGGAGGAGGCAGCACCUGGAGCAGGUUACUUGUUGAUAUGGCAGAACAAAAGUUGUUUGCCUCUGGGUGCAGAAUGGUGGAGUCUUAUUCUCUUGCUCAGAAAUCCUUGCUAGCAAGUGGUGUAUGGAAGUGUCUGAGGAGGAGACGAGCUCUGCAUGCCACUCACGGACAGGACGGCUUGGUAUCUUCAACAGUUUACCCUGGUCAGGGGAUCUGACUAAUAUUUCUUUUUCUCACAACACCUAGGAAAAACUAGCUCACUGAAGUUGGAGACCUCUACUUCUUCCUCUUAGCCUUCCUGAACAAAGGCAGGACAGUAAUAAGCCCAGUGAGGAAAGCUGUGUUGCUUUUGACCUUGGCUGUAGUGUCUGUACACAGUAUGAGUUUAUAGCCAAUUUUUCUGGGAUCCGUCUUGACAAGAUGAUUCUGGCCUCUGAAUUGCUUUAAUGUCAUUAUUUGUGGGGGAAAAAACCAAAAGCAAUCGGAACAACAACAAGAGUUAAAUAGACAUAAUUAUUUUAUUUUUGUAUGUCACUUUAUGUGCUAUGUGAAUAGCUAUCUAUGUUUCUUAUUUAACUAUAUUUAUAGAAGUUCAAAUUACUGGUGUUUUGAAAGAUGAUAUACUAUUAUAUGUUUUGUUCUGUAUAUAUAGUCUAGAAGCAUAUACUUAUUUUGCUUGAUAAAAUAAAAAUUUAUUGGAGCUAUGUUGCACUAUAAUGAGUGAGGAAUGCUCAGGAAAUCUUGUGAGAAAAAUAUGGAGCAUGUACUGGUAAUGCUUUACUGUACGGGAUGCCUUUCUCUCUCUCUCUCUCUCUCUCUCUCCCAGUUUCUCUUAUAAAUCAUUCUCAUAACGUUAACCUUAGGUUAUCCCUUGUAUUAGAUAAACUUUAAGUUUAUGCCAUUAUGACCAUAAACUCUAGACCAAAUGAAGCAUAAGCAAUGUAAUAUUUUGACUAAAGAUUUAAUAUAAAUUUGAGGACUGUUGUUUAAAAAGUACAUAUUAGAGAAGCAACACAAUAGCCUUCACUUGCCAAUCAGAAUGCAGAUUUCUCAUCAUAUUUCAAACCACAACCCCCAAGAACCUGUUUUGGCUUUACCUUCUGCUAGUGAAUUGCGCAAUUUUGUAUCAUCAAAGUGUGUCUUGCCAUUCAAAUGGAAAUAACUGCUUGAAUAACAUCUGUAAACUAGAUGGAAAUAUUGUUGAAUAUUUCUCCAAGUUUUACUUAGAAGUCAUCAUAAUCUGUAAUCAGACAGACAAACAAAAACCUUAGCAUUAAAAAUUAAAGAAAGAAAAACCCCAAAACAAAAAGAAUAGGAAGCAAGUUGUAAUUCUGGAAGCUUGCCCUACCACACGUGUAGUUGCUUCUACAGCAGGGGAAUCACACAGAUAACGAGGUGCUCAGAUUAGAUGAUACCUUGGUUUGAGAAGUCAGUGUUUUAAGUUUGCUCUGGAAAUUAUCAUUGAUUCUUUCUGUGAUGAGCAGCUGUUUGAAUGUUAAUGGGUUGGGAUUCACAGUGUAGAUGGAUUGUUAAGGGAAAGGAAAUCAGAAUGGAGGAAAUCAAGCUGUCCACCUCUUUUUUGGUUUGCAGCACUAAUCUAUAGGCCCCUGUAUAGCUUUUCCUGAAUUAAGGAGCUUCUCUCUGAGUAGGGCUUGUGGAUACAUUUUAAUGUUUUACUUUGGCUUUUCAUCAAUACUUGUUGAACUGAAAUUUUAAUGUAAAUUCGUUCAUUCAAAUUUAAGGGUAAACUCAGCCAUGAGAUUACUUGUGUAGGCCUUAAAGUUAUUUUUAAACUACUGCAAAAAAAUUUGACCUAAAAGUUUCUGCUUUGGUAAGCGUCUCCAAAUGAAAAUUAUGUUGAAUUGUUUGAUGUCGUGCCCUGUGUUUUCAGACCAAACUGCUCACUCAUUAGUGUUUUCUCUUUUAUAAAUAAUUGUUUCCACUCGGGGGUAGGGUGUUAGGAAGCACAGGUGGCCUCUGUGAGUUUCCAUACACAGCUAUGGCCACUAAGAGGUAGGUGUGGGAUGCUUUCCAUGACACUCAGCGUAGGAGUGACCCUACCAAGUUCUGUGUUGCCCUCAAGUCACUUUUCUGGUCCAAAUGGUUUUGAGAAAACUGGAUUACUUCCAGUUUAUUGCUGAGGACUGGUUGUCUCUGAAAUAGACUUCAGCUAGUUCAUGGGGUCUAAUGGAAGACUCCUGUACCCACUGCUGUUGCCACAGAGCCUGUGGCUGGGGAAUAGCCCAGAACUGUGGCCACUCAGAAAGGAAAUGGAAACCGAUUUAGCUUGCAGACUCACAUUAGAGGCUGAUAGGACACUCUCACUUGUAGGUAGAUUGCAAAUACAUGCUGAAUCCCAUAUCCAUCUUGUGUUUGAAGUGUACAUGUUGCUUUUAAGAAUUCCUACUUUUUCCACAAUAAGCUCAAGUCUCAGAAUAGAAUCAAAGUCCUAGAAAGAAUGCUAAGCCUAUAAUUACUAUGACUGUAGGAGGCCUAAGAGGUUGUGUUUGGAGUCAGUGUGAACUCAUGCCUUGCAUUUGCACAGUAUUUUGUAGUUUGCACAUUGGUGCGGUCCAUCCCCUCACCCCAUCCAAUCCCUACUCCUCCUACUGCCCUGUGAUCUGAGUGGGAUGAUUGCAGAUCAUCAGUACGGUGAAGUGCCUGACCCACAGCCCCAAGUGGUAGAGCUGCAAUUUGAGCUUGAACCUCAGGACUUAGCUCCUUCCUGCUUAGCCCGUUCUUGCAAAAUUGCUUCUGGAGCAGAGCCAGCUAGGGAGCAAGAGGUAUGAUUUGGAUUCUGCUGUCUGUUGUUGCAAUGGGGCUCAGGACAAAGGGGCCGGCCCCUGGUGGCUUUUUGCUAAACCAGUCACCUGUACCCAAAGGGCCUUCUCUGUCGUGAGCAACUCUCUUUCAGAAGGUGCAGCUCCCACCUACUGCUGGGCUAUCUGUGACCAUUUCUUUCUGUAAGUUAGACUCCUUGUUAAUGCUGUGGGGACCUCAGAGGAAAGCGGCUGUCUUUUAUGGCUUGGAGAGUGUUGGUUUUGUUUUCUUUCCGGGACAUAUUAUGUCAGAGGCCCCAUUUAGUAAUUAGGGGUCAGUCCUCUGAUUUUCCUCUCAGUUUUUUGUCACAUAAUUACGAUAAUUUCCUCAGGGAGACUACAAAUUACAAUGUCGAAGAGACGAAACAUUAAAAGAAAAAUAUUUUAUGAGUCUUUUGAGGAGAGGUGCUAUACCAACUCAAGCCAUAUUGAAAUUCGUGGACAUGUAUCUCUUUGUAAGAAAGACAGUAUUUUGAUGUAGUCACACAGAUGAUUUAGUAAGUGACCUAAGCACUUACUGUCCAAAUGUCACUUUAUAUUGAAAUCUCCAUAGCCAAAUGAAAUUUAGGAGGUUUUCCCAUUUAUUUUCCUCCCAAAAUUUUUGUAUAUUUUUCUCGCAAGAGAAAUCCAACCUUAGCAAUAGGAGGUAACUGACUUCCUAUGGUUUUGUCAUGUAUAGUUACAAAUAAAAGCCCCUUAAACUAGACUUUUUUACAACCCCCAUGAAAUGGGCUGCUUUUGCUAGUGAAUGAGAUACAGACAGGCAUGUGCUUCUCUGCAUUGUGAGGGAGAAACAAUGUCUUUGCCUCUUAGGUAUGUCUCUUUUUCCCCCCAUGUGACCACACUACCAUAUCAGAAAUGUUAAAAAUGGAUUUUACAUUUGAAAAAAUAUGUUUUUACAUUUCUCUUCCUGCGAGGAAACUUAAUCGCUAUGUAUUGAUAUUCCUUUACCUUUAGCCCACAGAGACAUUUAACAGCCUAUAAUGAAAAGAAGGGUUUGACAUCACACAUUUCAAUAUUGUUGCAUGACGGGGAUGUGAUUUAAUCGUGUGUGGUGUUUUGGGCAACGUGUUAAUGUGGAAACGGUGUCUUAAAUUCCACUGUGUUUUUAUUCUUUGUCAUCUACCCUUUUACUAUACUAAAAAAAGAGGCAUGGUUCUUUUGUCCUGAUUUAUAUUUUUGAAGUUGACUUGUAAAAUAAAAAUAAAAACAAAAAAAUGUAUC
Molecule: messenger RNA, 5992 nt
Organism: Fukomys damarensis (Damara mole-rat)
Lineage: Eukaryota; Metazoa; Chordata; Mammalia; Rodentia; Bathyergidae
Gene: Ipcef1
Product: interaction protein for cytohesin exchange factors 1
Exons: 12
Coding region: 145-1500 (451 amino acids)
Source: RefSeq, a predicted model, not a curated record